CUUGCAUCUAAGACCAUGCUGCUUGCCGCCGUGUGCCUGAUGGCGACGAUGAUGGCGCAAGAGGCCGCGGGCUUCCAGCUCUCUCCUGCCCUCCAUGCUAGAAACGCUCAUAGAGGGUUGAUGCUCGCUGGCUCAACUCCUAGAUGCAGCAGAAGCAUGUCCCGCACCGUAAUGUGUGUAAGUGACGACACGUCGGUCUCGCGCAGGAGACUCCUUGCGUCGUCGGCCAUGCUGGCCGGUUGUUCGUUGCUUGCUCCCAUGGCGGAUGCAGCGGACAAAGUCCAGUCAGAGGAGGACAGGAAAGUGAAGGCCACAUCCCCUGGUAUUGCUCUCGACAUGAUUAUCACAAUGAAGGUGGCAAAGAACUACCGUGAGCUGCUGCCCAAGAUUCAAAGCGAGGACUACAAAUCCGCUACCUCCUUCCUGAGCAACCCUUGGACAAACGGUUCUGCCAGGUUCUUGAAGAAGAACAAGGUGUUGGAGUCUCUGGCAACAAGCCUGAAGGGAGUGAGUGCAGGAGAUGAUCUGGACUCUGAUCCCUCCUUCAACAACGAGUCAUCGCCCGAUUCCCUUGCGAGAUUUCGAGCAGGGUGACUACUUUGUACGAG
This is a messenger RNA of Guillardia theta CCMP2712, 608 nucleotides long. RefSeq lists its product as hypothetical. The coding region runs from base 16 to 594 and encodes 192 amino acids. The transcript is spliced from 4 exons. Lineage: Eukaryota; Cryptophyceae; Pyrenomonadales; Geminigeraceae. The record is from RefSeq and is a predicted model, not a curated record.